GCGCAGUCCGACCACUUUGGAAAAACAGUGGUGAGGCUGCGCUUCACAAGUAAAGUAUCGCUGAAAAAUAACAGCAGAGACCAGUAUACACUAUAUAUUAAAUAUCGCAGUUUUGCAUGCUGGGCGACUUCAGCCGGACAAAGAUGAAGUAUGAGACUUUCUUCCGUCCCAGGCAUCUCCUGAAAGUGUUUUUGGUACAGUUAAUCGUCUUCCAGCAAACUUCAGCUGCGCCUUCGCCAAUAAUAAAGUUUCCUGGAGAUGAUAGUAACCCACGGUCAGACAAAGAAGUAGCGCUGCGCUACCUGAACAGGUUCUAUGGAUGCCCUAAAGACAGAUGCAACCUCAUGGUGCUGAAAGACACACUGAAGAAAAUGCAGAAGUUCUUCUUUCUGCAAGAGACCGGUGAGAUAGAUCAGAAAACUUUGGAAAUCAUGAAGAAACCUCGCUGUGGGGUGCCCGAUGUGGCCAAUUACAACUUUUUCCCAAGAAAGCCGAAAUGGGGAAAGAAUGGAAUAACCUACAGGAUAUUAGGAUACACACCAGACCUGGAUCAGGAGACCAUAGAUGACGCCUUUUUCAGAGCAUUCAAAGUAUGGAGUGAUGUCACCCCACUGAAGUUCACGCGCAUCAUGGAUGGAGAGGCUGACAUAAUGAUCAACUUUGGCCGCAACGAGCACGGUGACGGGUAUCCCUUUGAUGGAAAAGAUGGCCUUCUGGCACACGCUUUCGCCCCUGGUCCCGGCAUUGGGGGUGACUCCCAUUUUGACGAUGAUGAACAAUGGACACUGGGAGACGGACAAGUUGUGAAGGUGAAGUUUGGAAAUGCUGAUGGUGAGUUCUGCAAGUUUCCCUUCCUCUUCAUGGACAAGGAGUACACAAGCUGCACAGCCCAAGGCCGCGACGAUGGCUUCCUCUGGUGCUCCACGACCUACAACUUCGACGAAGAUGGGAAAUACGGGUUUUGUCCCCAUGAAUUGUUGUUCACCCUGGGGGGGAACGGCGAUGGAGCACCCUGCAAGUUCCCGUUCAUGUUUCAGGGAACGAAGUAUGAAGACUGUACCACAGCAGGUCGGGAUGACGGGUAUCGCUGGUGUGCCACUACCGAGGACUACGAUCGUGACAAGUCUUAUGGCUUCUGUCCAGUAACCGCCAUGUCAACCGUUGGCGGGAACUCUGAAGGUGCUCCCUGCACGUUCCCCUUCACCUUCCUGGGGAACAGCUACGACAGAUGCACGUCUGAGGGCCGCAGCGAUGGGAAGGUGUGGUGCGCCACUACGCAGAGCUACGACGACGACCGAAAGUGGGGCUUUUGUCCCGAUCAAGGCUACAGCCUUUUCCAGGUGGCGGCCCAUGAGUUCGGUCACGCCCUAGGAUUGGAGCACUCCCAAGACCCUGGUGCUCUAAUGGCCCCUAUCUACACCUACACCAAGCAUUUCCGCCUAUCCAGCGACGACAUCCAAGGCAUCCAGGAGCUCUAUGGUGUCCCAACAGACAAACCCCUCCCACCUACCCAAGGUCCCGUAACUCCCAUGGAUUUUUGCACAAAGGAUAUCAUCUUUGAUGCAGUGGCCCAACUCAGGGGGGAGACUUUCUUCUUUAAGGACAGAUUCAUAUUCAGAUCCGCCAACUUGAGGGCCAAGGCCAAUGGGCCGAUGCUGGUUGCCACGUUCUGGAGCGAGCUUCCGGAGAAGAUAGAUGCUGCUUACGAGAACCCAUUGGAGGAGAAGUCAGUGUUCUUCUCAGGGAAGGAGAUGUGGGUGUACUCAGCCAGCACACUGGAGAGGGGGUACCCCAAGAGGAUCUCGUCCAUGGGGCUACCAGCAGACCUGCAGCGUCUCGAUGCUGCCUACUCAUUCAGCAAAAACAAAAAAACCUACUUAUUUGCAGGAGAUAAAUACUGGAGGUACAACGAGGCAAAGAAAAAGAUGGACCCUGGCUUCCCCAAGCUUAUUGCAGACUCCUGGGGUGGCAUCCCUGAUAACCUGGAUGCGGCCUUCAGUCUGAAUGGAAAUGGGUACAGCUACUUCUUCAAAGAGGAGCACUAUCUCAAGCUGGAUGACAAGAGCCUCAAGAUCGUUAAAGUUGGCGAAAUCAAGACGGACUGGCUGGGCUGCUGAGCAGCACGAUUGCGCCUCCCCCAAGCUCCCCCCCUCCAGGGUGACCUCUUGGAAAGGUCACUGUGGUGUGAGCCUAAGACGAUAUGUACUAAUACCUUGAAGUUCCAGAUUAUACUGGUUUGCUGUACAGGCCAAUCGUCCCAUUGCUUUAUGCGUUUGAACUAUUGGAAAGAGAACAGAAUCUGAAGACAUUGCAUAUAAUUUUGCAGUUUUUACUCUCAUAAACAGAAAUGCUCUGUCAUUUUAUUUUUAGAUUCUUAGACCUUGCCAGUAAAAUUACACAGACCCCAUGGUAAACAGUGCAUUUGCAAUGUGGUAUACAGGCUCUGAAUUUCACCGGGAUUAAGCACGUUCAUGGUGGUCCAGAGCUGCAUUGUGACUGUGUCCAGAACGCCGGUGCUUGGAACUAUGGGACUGUUGAAAAAUAUUUUCCAAAGAAGUGUUAUGAUCUGUAUUAUCAUGGUAUUAUCAAAUCUGCACGUAUCUCCUUUGGAAAAUUAUCCAGGUCAAGGGCACAGGUUGCCUGAAAGUUAUAAAUAGUAUCUCACAUGAUGGAGUCAUGACAAAAUAUACCAUUAAAGUAUUGUUUAAUAGUCAUUUGUAUUAUAGUUGUUCCUAUUUGUUUGUUUUUUUUUUGGCUAACUGCAUAUUUACAGUAUGCAAUAUUUUUGGUAAUACUGAAAAAAUAAAAUCAGUUUGAUGAUCAUUUCUUUUA
Molecule: messenger RNA, 2832 nt
Organism: Brienomyrus brachyistius
Lineage: Eukaryota; Metazoa; Chordata; Actinopteri; Osteoglossiformes; Mormyridae
Product: 72 kDa type IV collagenase-like
Exons: 13
Coding region: 117-2117 (666 amino acids)
Biological process (GO): response to hypoxia; proteolysis; collagen catabolic process
Cellular component (GO): extracellular matrix
Molecular function (GO): zinc ion binding; metalloendopeptidase activity
Source: RefSeq, a predicted model, not a curated record